UCCUUUUCCUCUGUUUUUUCUCCCUUUCAGAUGAGUGUAUUCAUGAUAGAAUUCGACAAUCAUUGCCAAAGAAAUUCCACGGUUGCCGCCGGAGAAUCUUCGGCUCCACAUCUCACCGUUGAUUUUGCAGCACAUGCAGAAAAGAAGCCAUGAAAACAGAGUGACUUCAGUGGCUGCAUUAGAAAACGUUAUCCGCAUCUCCAGAGAGAGAAACUGAGCCGCAGCAGCAGCAGCUUCCCGUCUCUCGUAGCGACUUCCCUGAGUACUUGCCCGAGUCGCUAUGCCUUGCUUAUCCUGCCUUUCCAUAACCACCCCGAACGCAUCGGUUCGCGCCUCGCUUGCUGACAACAGCUCCUUACCUUCAGCUCCCCAUGUAAAGGUCGACCCGAAGCCCUCAACCCCAAGAAUCAGAACUGCCCCAUCUCCACCAGGAAACGAGCAGAAGAAGACCCAGAAACAGCAGCCCUCCAUCAUCGAGAUUGAGCGGGUUAUUGGUGCCGGCAGGUUCAGCGACGCCGACCCCAAGGAGUUGGAGCAGAGGAAGUCUGUACUGGAUGGGCUGCUACCAACUGAUGGUUGGCAAGUGGAGAGCUCGGUGGAGAGGAACCUCCGAGAGACUGGAGAGUGGAUCGUGGAUCAAACCGAAAGACGCCCCGCAUCUGCAGGGAAGAGCAUCCUAAUAGUAGUGUUCAAGUGGGUUUUGCCCGUUUGGGUUCUUAUGUUUCUAGUCGCAUCCGGUGCCAUAAAGCUACCGUUUGGCAUUCCAUUCCUCGAUGACCUGAUUAGGUGAAUGUCGUGUGCAGAUUCAAUCCUGCACGUCCAUGCUUAAUUAGCCAGGGUGCAUUAUGCAUCAUACCUCUCGACUAUUUGAUCGGGAAUCAGCUUAAGCAUGAGUAACCUGAAGAGUAUCUCGCGACAUAAGUAGCUUUUCGAAAGGCUGAAGUGCUUUGAUUGCUGAACCUGCUUUGCAAGAGCUCCGUUAUGAGUCAAGACACAUGGCCACUGUUUACCAGAAGUUGUAUCAGAGGGGGUCAGGAAGGGUCUUGGAUGAAUUUCGUUUUGGCAUGGGAUUUCUCCUCUGUUUCCUAAGCAAUUUGUGUCGGCACUCGAUGUACAUUGAACUGUGUAGCUUGGUCCUUAAAUACACGCCAAGAAAGUUCCCUUACUUUCCCAGAAGAUUACGAUGCUCAAUCUCA
Messenger RNA from Eucalyptus grandis, 1196 nucleotides. RefSeq names its product probable NAD(P)H dehydrogenase subunit CRR3, chloroplastic. Gene Ontology annotation, cellular component: chloroplast thylakoid membrane; NAD(P)H dehydrogenase complex (plastoquinone). The record is from RefSeq and is a predicted model, not a curated record. Gene Ontology annotation, biological process: photosynthetic electron transport in photosystem I. The transcript is spliced from 3 exons. Bases 281 to 790 code for a protein of 169 amino acids. NCBI's taxonomy places the organism in Eukaryota, Viridiplantae, Streptophyta, Magnoliopsida, Myrtales, Myrtaceae.